Solenopsis invicta (red fire ant) is the source of this 6035-nucleotide messenger RNA. RefSeq lists its product as uncharacterized. The record is from RefSeq and is a predicted model, not a curated record. The coding region runs from base 1508 to 3208 and encodes 566 amino acids. NCBI's taxonomy places the organism in Eukaryota, Metazoa, Arthropoda, Insecta, Hymenoptera, Formicidae. The transcript has a single exon.
CUGGUAGUGAAGCGGAGUGGGACCCAGUCACGAAGUCUCACGCCUUCCACCAGUUCUCAGUCUGAAGACGAACGUACUGGCAGCUAGUGGUUCGCCGCUCCGCUCCAAGACCGUCCGUGCGCGUGUGUGCGUGUGGCAUGGUGUGUGUGUAUGCGCGGGCGUAGGACGGCACGAGAGCGACUCCUCCGCAACGUCGAUGUGUCAGUGUCGAUCUUGAAGCCUGUACCAUCCCCGUGCCGCUCUUUUACGAGCCAUCGGCCGUCUUCGCUCGCGGAAGGUCGAUCGCUUCGUAGCAUCGAGUCGGCGAUCGAACGAGAGCAGCAUCCGCCAUUUUCGCCAUCUCCGUGCGUGAGGCCCAAUGAGGCCUACCGGUGCUGGUACAGUGAUUCGCGCGGCCGACGCCUGCGGCCGCGCCUCUGGAUUCCACCAGCACACGGUCCGUAGGAAUAGUCGUUAAAUUUUCGCCGCCGGGUAUCGCCGGGCUGUUUUCUCCGCUCGUCGUUCUCCAAGAGUGUCUACGGCGGCCUCUGGUCGCCGAGUGUACUAUGAGUGUGCGUAUAUACAUAUGACAGCGGCUACACGUGGAGGUGCCUUAGUGAGGGACGACUACGACGACUGCUACGCCACUGCACCGCAUACCAGCGAGGGCCCCGGGUCUGGUAGCAGAGAAGGGGAUAGAAAAGCCUAGAGAGGUCUCAAAGGAAGCGACAGAGACGGAGCACGGGAAGGGGCCACGAUAGAGGAAAGAGGCACGAAGGGAAAGAAAGCAACGGAGAGACGGCGAAGGGAAAAAGAGAAAGAAAAAGAGAGAGAGAGGGCAAAGCUGGGCCUCAUACCGGCGGAGGGGGACUUGCAAGAAGGCGGCCAUAAUGGCCUGACGCGAUCUCGAGCGAGCGGCUACAGCUGCUGCGAAAUAUCCGUGCCGCCGAGUUCCUCUCGCCUUUGCUGUGCGCACGUAUUUUGCAACGUCGCGCUGCGACGACGUGUAUGCGCCGCUUGUCCGCCUGUCUUUGGAAAGCAACGACUGCGUAAUCGACCGCGAGUGCUACCGGGCGGAGCGUAAUCGCUCAAUGAGCACCUGAGUCACAUCCGCAACUUUAUGUUGCGCGUGGGAAACGAUCCGCCGGCUAAUAAUCGACGUUCACAGGGAUCCCAUCUUCGGGUAUCGCUGUCGCUAAUCGGGAAGUUCGACGCUUGGUCGUGAGACCAACGGAUCACGCGCUUCGAACGGUUUCUUCACUUAGAGUUCCAUUUUUGUCAUUGCUACAUGACAAUCUGCGAUUGACUCGUAUGCGAUAAUUUUUUUCAAUUAAGAAUAAUUAGCGGAUAAGAUUAUCUGUAACCAAUUUAAGCAAAUGUUUUUUUUUACUUUCGAUGACAAUAGCCUGGGUUGUCAAAGAUAGUUUUUAUUAUUAACAAGUAUCAACCACGUUCACACAAUUUUCAAAUUGUGUCACAAGAUUGGAUCUUUCUAAUCGAUAAAUUAGUCGAGCUAAAUCAAAAUAAAAUGAGAGGAGCUAAUCAGGAUACGGCGACGCCGUAUUGUCGCUGCAGAGUACUCUAUUUGGGUAGCUCGGUACCUCACGCGAGCAAAGAAGGACUCCUGGGCGUUCAGGAACCUUUGAGGGAACUCUACCCUGAACAGGGUGCACUGGGUGCGCGCGGGAUCGAUUCCUGGUUGAGUGUUUGGAGCAAUGGCUUACUGUUGGAGAAUGUCGACGAGCAUCGUAAAAAGAUCACGCGAUUCUUCCCUAUCGAAGCGCUCCACUAUUGCGCCGCGGUCAGACAUGUCAAAGGUGGAAAUGGUGAUACGUCCAACACGCGUUUUUUGCCAUUGGACUCGCCGUUCGCGCGGACGCCUAGCGCGAAUCAUCCACCCCUGUUCGCCGCUGUGUUGCGAAGAACCACCGGCAUCAAAGUUCUCGAAUGUCACGCGUUUAUCUGCAAACGGGAUAUGGCGGCCAACGCCCUGGUAAGGUGUUGCUUCCACGCUUAUGCAGACAGCAGUUACGCGAAAGGUCUGGAUCCAUCGUCGGCGACGACAAACGGGGUCGUGACGAGUCAUCAGUCGAACAACAGUCUCUAUCACACUCUAGGCGGCUCGAGCACCACCCUGGACAGCCCUCAACCGACUCGUCUGGACACAGCCUCGACCGACAACCUCAGUCUGUACAACGGCGACGAGAAUCAUAAGGUUUGGGCUAGGGGUCGCGACGAAGUCGAUAAUCUUUAUCAGGAACAGGGCACCCUGCGAAGCACUAAGGGAUCCAGACCGCGUCAGUUGGUUGCCCCACCACCGCCACCACCACCGCCGCCACCUCCCGCUCAACCGUUAUUGCUGGAGGAAUCUUCCGCGCGACGGAAAGCUAAUAAGAAGCUCAAGAAAAUGAAAACUCGUUCGUUGCACGAGGACGCGUUGCAGCAGCAGCAGCAGCAGCAGCAGCAACAACAACAACAACAGCUCCUUCAUCAUCAGUUACAUCAAGGCGUGUACGCCAAUGGUCAUGGACACCACACCCUGGGUCAUCCUAUCAGACAGCAACAUUAUCAUCCUCACCCGCUACCACCCAGCAGUCGAUCCGUCGCCGGUACCCUGGCUAGACCGGCACCGGUACUUUUGGUACCAGCAGCCACCUUACCGAGGAAGAGUCAUCAUCAUCCGCGUUUAAGGCCCAUUCCGGCGGCGACACCGAUAGUCCCAGUCUAUGCUCCUUUGCCAGUGGUACCGCCGACAGCGGCACCAGCGGCGGCCAUUUAUCCAGCCACAUAUGGUACCGCUGGAAACAGAGGUAGACGACACCCAGAGACAGACUCCACCUUGAGCACAUCCAGAAGACUAGCUGCCUCUCACGCGGACCUUACCUCACCAGAAGUCGCUCGGCAGGCGGAUAGUCCGGAAAAUGAAUCCCGCUUUGGUACCGGCAUAUAUCGACGGAAAGGUCAUCUGAACGAGAGAGCCUUUUCUUACAGCAUUCGCGCGGAACAUCGUAGCAGAAGUCACGGUAGUCUGGCCUCCUUGGGCUUCAGUGCGCAGAACGGCAACGCGCUGCCGAAAGAGGAGAAGAAGGAUCGCGAAAUCGCCCAGCUGGUCGCAGGAUUGAGCCUCAACGAUGGACCAGAACGAACACAGGCUUCGAAUUCGAGAGCAGGAUAUCAUCAUCACCAACAGCAGCAGAUUCAACCGCUGCCCAGGCCGAGACCCCGUUAGAAUCGCUUCUUAAGACUGGUCUCUUGCAGUGUCAUGCAGUCUGAAGCCUUCUAGGUGAUCCAGAACGAUUUCUGGAUAUUUUUUUUAUAGACGGAAAUACUUUAAAAACCGGAGCAUUAAUUAAUGGACAUAUUCACUUUCUUUAUCGGAUAUCUUGGUCAUAGAUUCAACUAUUAACAAUUUGCUAAUGUCCCUCAUUAGAUUAGAAUGUUAACACACAUGGCGUAUUCGAACGUCUAUCUGGCUGCCAAUAACGAUAAAGUUAUAAUAAAUAAUUAAUAUUUUAUCGCUCGAUCGUAGACAUUCUUCGUGGAAUCCUCUCUUCUUUUAUCAGUGAUGUUACUGCUAGACAAUCGUUGGAAAUGAAUCUUACUUUUUCCGGUCAAUCGCAUUGAUGCAACAGCGACUUUGUCUGGGUUAACAAACAUCUUCUUGCAGCUUGCUCCUCCAAGCGUGACAUCGGCGCUACAGUUACGAGCGAUUUCACGUUCCGUCGUCAUGUCACGUGGAAAAAGACUGCAUUGCGAAACGUUGCAAUUCCAACUCUCCGCAGCAAGUUUUGCCUAACGGUAUUAUACAUCGGUAGGCGUAUUUUAAAUUACAUUUCUUAAUUAAUCUCAUUUUUAUAACAAUGUCCAUUUUUAUGACAAAAGUAUAAUUUUUCAUUGGAUAUAAUUACCUAUCAAAUUUCCUAUAAGCACUUUAUUGGAUGAGAUUAAUGUAUUCAAUAUAACUCAAGAAUCAGCGAAACGUCAUAGACUUAACGUCGUAGACGAUGACAUAACGUCCCGAGAAACGCAACGAUCUUUCUGUCGCAGAACAACCUAAUUAAGUAGUAAUUACUGUCGGCUUAGGAAGGAGACAGUUCUGUUGUCCGAAACUCAUUAGAUGAAGGCGCGAAGCAUGAAGGAUAUAAAAAGACUGCUAUAUUUUCUCUAUCAAAACAAGUUGAAAGGUUUGCGAUUAACUUAAUCAAGAUUUCAAUGUUGACAUUAAAAAUUACUUCCUCGGAUAUUUGAAUACGCAUCACACUUUAAAUGCUAAAACUUCAGUCUACUUUCAAGAUCUCCUUCUUAUUUUCGUAUAAUUAAAGUACCUCAUUUUUCAAAUAGUACUUUAAUGAGGCAUAAUCACAAAUUAAUUGACUAUGCGUAUGUAACAUCUGUGCAAUUUGUGUAACCUGUGGAACAAAGUAAGACGAUACGUUGCAUAAAGGAAAGAUAAAAAAAGUCUGGUCAUAAGUCUCAAUAUGUGCAUUUGCGAGAAAUAAAACCCGAGUCGCGUAUAUUAUGUCGACCGAGAAAAAUGCCCUUGAUUAUGACAUUUUGCGGCCACGCGCUUGUUGAAGUUUUAUCGUAGCACAUUAUUAGCACCGAUGUCGCAAAUGUUUAAGCACAGUCUCGUUCCACGUUGAGACGCGUUCUUUUCAGCGCUUAAAGCUCUCCAGAAGUUAUGCAUAAAUACAGCAUAUUGAUUAUCGCGUUAUCGCGCGAAGAAAAAUUCCAUUUUAUUAAAAAAUUAUAAAAAAUUUUGUCAUUUUUAUUAUUGAGGAAAAAACUUGUCUUGUCAAGGAAAAAAAGAUAUUUACGAUAUUUCCAUAGUUCAAGGAAAUUAUUUUGCGACAAUAUGCUUAUAAAAACAAGAGGAUGACUACACAUAGGAUGACUACGUAUUAUAAAAAAUAUUACUUUUCUGUAAAUGACACAAAUGUCCUCACCGUUUAAAAAUACUUACGUUAAUUCACCGAGAUGCUUAUGCGUAGACGUCAGUGCUGGUGAUGAUCAUGAUGGAGAUCUUAAUCGUUAUAAUUAACACUUUCGCUUUACAUUAUUAUGAUGCAGUUACGUAAAGUCACCGAAUCUCGAGACGCGUCGCUUAUGAAUUUUCGAAACUCGUUUAAAUUUUGCCAGUCGCAGUUUCACAUUCCUUUCAGUUUUAAAUGUCGCUCGAGGUGAAAAUAAAACGGCGAACUGCGAAGAUCCUGAAUGAUUCAUAUACGUAUCAGUAUUCAGUGAUUAGUGAUCAGGAACAGCGUAAGAACAAUUAUCCCGUCAUUACGCAACUGGGACAUAGCAUUCAAAUGCUGCUCAGAGGUGCGUUUCUCUUUCGAUCGGUACGUCAUUGAGCGCGUCGAUUAUGAGCGAUAAAAAAACACUUCGCCUUUCGCCACAAAUUUCUCCGAGCGGCAUAAUGAUAGGUGUUACGCAGAAAAAUAUCAGCAACGGAAUAUACGAACGAAAAAAGAAUAAAAUUUGACAUUCCUAGCUUCUAAAUGAAUUUCGGAAAAUUGUAUUUAAAAUAUUACUGGAAAAAUAACGUGAAUAAUAUUAACAAGAUUUUGUAAUGUGCGUGGAAUAACGAAAAUGAACACAAUUCUUAUGUAUAUCAACUUUGCACUUUCAACAGAAGCAUUACAUAAUCGACACGUUUUCUGUCGUAAUUAAUUCAAGUGGAGAAAUAAUAUGCAAAACGAUUCAAUGUAUAAACUCGGAAUUAUAAGUAGCAACGUAUUUAUAGAAGACACAUGACAUCGCUGCUUAAUCGUCGCGGGUCUUUGAGCAGAAAGUUGCGCCGACACUUAGGCAUCGUUGAUGCGUCACCGCGUGAAUUGUCCGCGGCGGAAGUAUUAUACAAAUCAGGAAACGACAGAGAGAGAGGUUUUUCCUCCGAAACGAAUCUCCCCUAAGAUCCUGCUGAUAAAAGAGAGCCGCAAUUCAUUCCGCUAAUAUGCAUAUUCAAAGAUUAAUGUCGCGAGAUUAAAUUCUUUCUUCAAUCGAUCGAUUAUCCGUCCGUAAAAAAAAAAAAAACGGAGAAAACAUUUCAAGCG